AUGAGCACAGUCAAACAAGCCCUUCCUACUAUCGUAGUCACUCAGAGUGAGUUGGACCAUUUCGCCUUGCGUCGUUAUCGACGCAGGCAGUUCAUGUUUCAGCAACAGAUAUUCGAGCACUACAUGAGACCGAGCAAUGCAUUCCGAAGGUAUAAUGGUUGCAGAUUCGUAGCUGUAUUAGGUGCCGCUUUGAUUUUGACGGGUCUGUUGAUACGUAACAUGUCUCAGAGCACGUUGGUGAUGGCUGAAUACAGAGUUGGUCAGUCAGAGGUUAUUUUCAACGUAUCCAAGCAGUUACAGGGUCCAUUCGGAGUCUAUGUUUAUUUGAAUAACUUUUAUUCCAACGUUCGGCAGUACAUUGAUGCAAAUCCAGAGUACUUCUCGGCUGAUCACACAUGCGAAUCGGUAACCACGGCGGCUGAAGUCUGGGACAUCCGUUCCAAAGAAUCCUUUCCCGAAUUCAGCAAUUCAACCAACCCGGAAGCCCCCUUCUACCCCUGCGGCCGACAGUCGGCUACUUUCUUCAAUGACUACUUCUCGAUACAUCAAUUAGUGUGUCGCGAAGAAUACUGUCCCUCAGGGCCUGGAUCUCCGUCGGCCAAGAAAGCAUCUCCGUCGGCCAAGAAAGCAUCACCUGACGGGGUAUCAUCUGAGGGGGUAUCACCCGAGGGGGUGUCACCCGACGGAGUGUCACCCGAGGGGGUGUCACCCGACGGGGUGUCACCCGACGGAGUGUCACCCGACGGGGUGUCACCCGACGGGGUGGCACUUGACCACUGGCAACUAGGAACUGAGGUUGCUGGUGAGGCUGUGUCUGCUAGGAAAGUUUAUGCACCAGACGGCGAACGGGAGGUCUACCUUGUUAGCAGCAGCGAGCAGCCCGCAUCUGAGCCCAGUGAAACUGGACUUGACGACGAGCUAACUGGACUUGGUGACGAGUACAGUCAGAUUGGUGGUGCGGGGCUGGGGAGAACUGGGCUUAAAGCUGUAGACGGAGAUCUGACGUGCUGCAUCAAAGGUGAAGAGGAAGUCAUGAUAACCGACCAGAUCGCCCCAACGCAGUGGUUCCCUUUGUUUAGUGUCCAGCCAAGAAAAGACCAAUGGACUGACAUCAUUACCAACAACAGACUGCAAGCUUGGUACUACAAACCCUUCCUGAAUAAUCGAGCCGUGCUGCUAGGCAUUCUUUCAAAUUACUAUCUCUCACCUGCCAACUACCUUAUCACGUUCACCCAAAACGUGUGGCCUGCUCACACAUUCAGGACCAGGAAACAAAUCGCUGUUGCUACCUUCGGACCACUUGGCAGCGAACAAAGCUUCCUUUCCGCCUUGGCCAUCUCCUGGGGAUGCGGAUGCUUACUCAUUGCCGUCAUUUUCCACUGGGCCGUCCGAAGAAACAUUGUCUUCCAAACGGGAACGAUGGCAGAUGUCCCUCCGGAGGACAUCCAGAACCAGUGGAUUCAACAUGCUAAGGCUUGGAGGAAUUAUUAA
Gregarina niphandrodes is the source of this 1491-nucleotide messenger RNA. Its product is annotated as LEM3/CDC50 family protein. The transcript is spliced from 3 exons. Gene Ontology annotation, cellular component: plasma membrane; endoplasmic reticulum; Golgi apparatus. NCBI's taxonomy places the organism in Eukaryota, Apicomplexa, Conoidasida, Eugregarinorida, Gregarinidae. The coding region runs from base 1 to 1491 and encodes 496 amino acids. The record is from RefSeq and is a predicted model, not a curated record.